Messenger RNA from Exophiala oligosperma, 3273 nucleotides. RefSeq names its product acetoacetate-CoA ligase. The record is from RefSeq and is a predicted model, not a curated record. Gene Ontology annotation, cellular component: cytosol. The transcript has a single exon. The coding region runs from base 414 to 2558 and encodes 714 amino acids. Gene Ontology annotation, molecular function: acetoacetate-CoA ligase activity. NCBI's taxonomy places the organism in Eukaryota, Fungi, Ascomycota, Eurotiomycetes, Chaetothyriales, Herpotrichiellaceae. Gene Ontology annotation, biological process: lipid metabolic process.
GAACGAGUACCAGGCAAUGUCAAAAUGCUCUGUACUGUGCGAGUACCCGGUGGUCUGUACCACUCUACCUUGUCCGCAUACACAAUAACACAUCAACGACUAUUCUUCACCUCAUCCCAUUCUUCCUAAUCCCUACUACGUCUAACUCGUGUGCUUGAAAAAAUGGAUGUGUCUGUGCGCUAUUUUCACAAGCAAAAUACUCAUACGGCAAAGCCUCCGUUUGCUACCAUGGUGUUGACCCGGGCAUUGCUCGCCUCGCUCAUUCCGAGGCUCAACACUUGGCGAUUUUUUCUCCCGUAGGGCUCGGAGCCGUUCCUGGACCCACCUUCAAAAAGUUCUGGGGGAGAUGCUACAGCGACUACUCGUACACUGUGCACCGCCGAUAGAUUCUCUCUUCCCUAUAUUCGUUCGUCAUGGCUCAAAAUGGUGUGAACGGCGUGCACGAGGCCACUGUCAAGCUGUGGCAACAUCCUCACCCCGAACAGACCCAGUUGUAUGCUUUCCAGCAGCUUGUCGCAAAGAAACAUGGCGUCCACACCUCCUCAUACAAAGAACUUUGGCAGUGGAGUGUUGACCACCCUGCGCUGUUCUGGGAAGAAGUCUGGCAUUAUACUGGGAUCAAAGCACAUAAACACUACGACUCGGUAGGUAGAGUGGGAUCUGAACAUGGUCGAGAGCUUUUGAAGACUGACUCUCGUUAUAAGGUCCUAGACGAGUCUCUACCCAUGUUUCCUAAGCCGACCUUUUUCUCUGGAUGCGAGUUGAAUUUCGCUGAGAACCUCUUAUUUCCCGCCUCGAACCCUGCGCCUCACACCCUUGCUAUCAUCGGUGCCACAGAGCAGACUCGCGAACAAUUGACGUGGUCGGAGCUACGAGAAAGAGUGAGACUAUGUGCUGCGGCCAUGGAGGCACAUGGUGUCAAGACAGGGGAAAGAGUCGCAGGCUACCUAGGAAACCACGCAAAUGCUGUAAUCGCCAUGCUUGCAGCGACGUCUCUAGGAGCCAUAUGGUCAGGAGUGAGCCCUGACACAGGUGUUCAUGCAGUCCUCGACAGACUUCAGCAGAUUGAGCCGGUUCUUCUUUUGGCAGACAAUGCGGUGACAUAUAAUGGCAAAACGCAUGAGACGCACAGUAAGAUAUCUCACGUCCUCGCGGAUCUGCCUUCCAUCCGGAAUGUUGCCAUAUUCGAGACAAUACCUGGGCAUCACUUCGACCUUCUCUCCCUACAACGCCAUGACAGCACGACAGUAGAGACGUACACCUCUUUUCUCUCCAAAGGUGAUUCCUCUCGGCCUUUACAAUUCACAUAUCUCCACCCGGAACACCCUGUGUAUAUUCUCUAUUCUUCUGGCACAACUGGUGUACCUAAACCAAUUGUGCAUGCUGCUCUUGGGACACUACUGCAACAUAAAAAGGAACAUCUAAUACAGUCUGACAUCCUGCCUGGCCAAAGAAUGCUCUAUUUCACGACAGUGACAUGGAUGAUGUGGCAUUGGCUUGUAUCUGGUCUUGCCAGCGGAGUUACUAUUGUGCUUUAUGAUGGUAGCCCUUUCCAACCCCACAAGGAAAUGAGCAUGCCACUACUUAUUGACGAGCUAAAGAUCAACCACUUCGGAACUUCUGCUAAAUACCUUUCGGUUCUUGAGCAAGCCAACAUUUUGCCGCGAGAAGCAACCCCGAAAAGUGCAAGCCUCGAGUCACUUAGGUCUAUCUUUUCGACCGGCUCUCCUCUUGCACCAAGCACCUUUCAGUACGUAUAUAAAAACCUCUCACCACCUUCGCCUCAUUCAGGAAUUCUAUUGGGAUCGAUCACCGGCGGCACGGAUAUCAUUUCCCUCUUUGGAGCACCUUGCUCGAUAUUACCCGUCUACAUAGGCGAGAUUCAAAGUGCAGGUUUGGGAAUGGCGAUAAAAGCAUUUUCACCAGACGGGAAAGACAUCACGUCCACAGGUGAGGCCGGUGAACUUGUCUGUACCGUGCCAUUCCCCUGCCAACCAUGCAUGUUUUGGCCCCCUGGUCCAAAGGGUGAAGCUCGAUAUAAAUCUUCAUACUUCGAGGUCUUCAAAGACGAAAAGACAGGACAUCCUAUCUGGACCCACGGAGAUUUCGUUCGCUUCAACCCCAAGACUGGUGGUAUCUGGAUGCUAGGGCGGUCCGAUGGUGUUCUGAACCCGAUGGGUGUCCGAUUCGGAUCCAGCGAGAUAUACAAUAUUUUGUUGAAACAUUUUGCGAUGGAGGUUGAAGACGCAUUAUGCAUAGGCCGGAAGCGUGAGGAGGAUGUGGAUGAGGUUGUGGUCCUGUUCCUGAAGAUGUCCGAUGGUCAUUCAUUUUCCAACGACCUUUGUCACAGAAUACAAACUGUGGUCAGGAAAGAGCUCAGCGCAAGGCAUGUACCGAAAAUCAUCGAUCAAUGUCCUGAGAUACCGGUCACGACCAACGGCAAGAAAGUGGAGGGUGCUGUAAAGCAAAUACUCAGCGGCUUGAAUAUUAAGACAAGCGCAAGUGUCGCCAACAGCAGUUGUCUGGAUUGGUACAGGGAGUGGGCAAAAUCACAUUAAGUUGGAAAUAUGUGACUUUGAAAAGGCACUCCAACAUCCGAUAGAGUAUGAGGAUAUAGACGAUUCCACGACACGCCAUUGCCAUUGAGCACAGCAAGACAUGUGCGGUCGGCUCCCAGACGGAUUCAUUGACAGCAGCUUCUGGCGACAUAGUCCCGCAUGUACGUGAAGAAGUCCAUGCAAGCGAGAUCUGAGAAGAUUGUCAGGUGCGGACUAAACGUUUACACAUACAUUUGUUAUCGUCAAGAAUUUUGUGUCUCGCUGCUCGAAUACGUUGCUUGACACACGUCAGUUGACGAUUCGUUUUCUUGGGUGUGAAGAGCCAGAAACAUUGUUGAUCGCCGGUGGAAGGUUGUAUGUACGUGAAGUGGUCUUGUCAUAAGUCGACUUACUCGAAUCAAUCCUCCUCGUACGGAGAUUCCAAUCAGCACACUUUUGGUAUCAGACAGCCUCGAUAAACCCCCUACAGCCAGGUCUAGAUGCAGAAGAAAUGAAGGCCAAGACAAGGCCACACUAAUUUGUACUCUACAUUAUCUAGAAGACGCACCACCACGCAGUGAGCUGGUCUGCACUUUUACCCGUACUGUACAGUGACAGAAUAUUUAUAGCCAGGGGUAAUUUAUCUCAGGUACCCAGUACCAGUAAACCAUGCUUUUUGUGGCUUAGUUUCCCACGGCAUCUACGGAGUACUAAGUACCUUAAUUAGGUCAGGUAC